Caenorhabditis bovis is the source of this 654-nucleotide messenger RNA. Lineage: Eukaryota; Metazoa; Nematoda; Chromadorea; Rhabditida; Rhabditidae. The record is from the annotation of a GenBank genome assembly.
AUGUCAUGGAUCCAUUUGAAGGUGUCAGUUGAACAAUAUCGGCAGUUCGCACCCAAGCGAAGUUGCCAGAAGGAGGAUGACCUAGUUUGGGCACGCGGACCAUCAAAAGGUGCGAAUCAUCAUGUCAGCAAGAGGAUGAGUGCGAAAAUGGCGGGUGUUUAUUCAAUCGAUGUUCACCAAGAGUUCGACACCCUUUGCUCGUCAUUGAAAGGCAGCGAUUUGCUCGAACUGCAGAUCCUGCAGAUUGUUCAGCUCUACGCACAUCAUCUGCACACGGCCGAAUCCGAACAACACCAACUCAUGUAUGCCGAGGAAUGCGGCGAAGAAGUGACGGCGUUGAUCGAGCAGAAGAUGCCGGGAUAUGAAGUCGACGAGCAUGAGCUGUAUUUCCAUCGGAUGCGCGAGUGUCUCGAGCUGGAGCAAAUCAUCGACAAAUGUUCGGAAGCCGAAAAGGAGUAUUAUCGGAAAGAAUGGCUCCUCGAGAUUUUCAGCGACGAUGUCUCGGAUGAUGAUUUAUCCGAUUCUGAGGAAUACGACGAUCCUUCGGAAGAAGUCGGAAUCGACGUGGAAGAGGAGAAGGAAUCAUUCGAUUCCCCUCCAACAUUCGAUAUUGUGCCAUUCUCGAACGAGGCUCAUCUAGAAGCUGUCAAUUGA